AUGUCCGCCCCCAGCGCUCGUCAUUGGGAACAGAACAAGGAAGCCACGGUCUAUUGCGGUAACCUCCAUGAGCGCGUCACGCCCCGCAUUCUCCAUGAGCUGAUGCUCAACGCUGGCCGCGUGCGUAAUGUCAACAUGCCCGUCGAUCGUGUCAACGGCCAGCAUCAAGGCUUCGGCUUCGUCGAAUACCAUACCGAGGAAGAGGCCGACUAUGCGCCCAAGAUCAUGAACAACAUCGCUCUCUAUGGCACCCGCAUACGCGUUAACAAGGCAUCCGCGGACAAGCAACGGAAUGUCGAAAUCGGCGCCGAGCUGUUCAUCGGUAACCUCGACGCCAUGGUGGACGAGAAGACGCUCUACGAUACUUUUGGUCAAUUCGGGCCUCUGGUCAACGCCCCCAAGAUUGCGCGCGACGAGGCGAACUUGUCCAAGGGCUAUGGAUUCAUCUCCUAUGGCGACUUCGAGUCAUCAGAUGCGGCCAUCGCCAGCAUGCAUGGCCAAUACAUCAUGAACAAGCAGAUCUCCGUACAGUACGCGUACAAAAAGGACGGAAAGGGCGAGCGACACGGAGACGAAGCAGAACGCAUGCUUGCAAAACAGGCCAAGGCUCAUGGCGUCGCGCCCGCUGUACAACCCCUUCCCGCACAUCUGUUCCAACUGCCUCCUGGGAGUGGGGUACCAAGUGGGCCAAGCAUGGGCGCAGACAACCGAGUUGCACCUGUCGUGCCCAGUGGUCCUGCGGGCUUUGGACCUUCCAACGGCGCUCAUGGUUACGGUGCUCCUGCAGGCCCACCUGGCUAUGGUGCGCCAAACGGUUCUUACGGAAGGCCACCAGCUGGGCCUCCUGGAGGGCCACCGUCGCUACCACCCGCUCCAAAUGGCUUACCAGCUCGUCCACCAAGCGGGCCUCCCUCCAACUUUUACCCCCCUCCACCUGGGUUCAAUGCCGCUCCACCUAAUGGCCCCCCAGGCUUCAACCCUUCUUACGGUGCUCCACCGAGUUACGCACCUCCAGGGUUCCCGCCACAACGCUGA
Plenodomus lingam JN3 is the source of this 1035-nucleotide messenger RNA. RefSeq lists its product as uncharacterized. Gene Ontology annotation, cellular component: U2 snRNP; nucleolus; U12-type spliceosomal complex. Gene Ontology annotation, molecular function: RNA binding. Lineage: Eukaryota; Fungi; Ascomycota; Dothideomycetes; Pleosporales; Leptosphaeriaceae. The record is from RefSeq and is a predicted model, not a curated record. Gene Ontology annotation, biological process: positive regulation of mRNA splicing, via spliceosome.